Messenger RNA from Suricata suricatta (meerkat), 946 nucleotides. RefSeq names its product S100 calcium binding protein A13 (gene S100A13). The transcript has 5 exons. The record is from RefSeq and is a predicted model, not a curated record. Lineage: Eukaryota; Metazoa; Chordata; Mammalia; Carnivora; Herpestidae. Gene Ontology annotation, cellular component: perinuclear region of cytoplasm. Bases 353 to 649 code for a protein of 98 amino acids. Gene Ontology annotation, biological process: positive regulation of cell population proliferation; positive regulation of canonical NF-kappaB signal transduction. Gene Ontology annotation, molecular function: RAGE receptor binding.
GUCCCGCGCCGGCAUCCGCCCGCGGCCGCCUCGACGCUCCAACGCCCCCUCACGGCCCAGUCAGGCCCCGCCCCCCGGCCUCCCGGGCCGCCCGCCGCGGAAACGCACCGAAGGAAACGGACGCCAGUGCGCCUCCCGGGGCUGCCACCACGGCUGCGGCGCGCCGGCCGGGGUCCGGCCGAACUUGAGCAUUUACCUGCGUGUGUUUAAUGGUCUGGCAUCCUUACUGGACUUUACCUAUGUGAGGACUUCUGGAGCUCUGCUGAAGUCCCCUUUCCCCCAAGCUGGCCACAGCAGGGACCUGGUGCGGACGCAGAGGAUACUCACUGUCAGCCUGGACCUGAGGGUCCUGAUGGCAGCAGGGCCGCUGACUGAGCUGGAAGCGGCCAUCGAGACAGUGGUCACCACCUUCUUCACCUUUGCGGGGCAGGAGGGCCGCAAGGGCAGCCUCAGCGUCAACGAGUUCAAGGAACUGGUCACUCAGCAGUUGCCCCACUUGCUCAAGGAUGUGGACUCCUUAGAUGAGAAGAUGAAGAGCUUGGAUGUGAAUCAGGACUCUGAGCUCAAGUUCAGUGAGUACUGGAGACUGAUAGGGGAGCUGGCCAAGGAGAUCCGGAAGGAGAAGGCCCUGGAGAUCCGGAAGAAGUAGAGCUGCUGACCAGGACAGGGCCAGGCUGGCCAGGCGAAACCUCACCCCCCAGGAUAGCGUCCUUCCUGAAACACAAAUGUUUCUUGUUCCCACCGUACCCUGCCUUCUUCUCCUGAGAGUCUGGGGACUGAAAGCUCUCCCUGGACUUGAGAGUGGGCCCCAAAAUUUUGAGCUCCUUUAGGACCAGGAACAUUACUCAUCUUUGAAUAUUAUUCUGUAGCAUCGAACACCGGAUCUUGUAUUUAUUGAAUACCAGGGAGGUGCUCAAUUAAUAAAUGGUUGAUGAGGGGCACCUGG